AAACCUAACCUUGGACUGGACCCAAAAGACCCCAUGGACAUGGAAAUACGUACCUAUUUAGACUCUCUUCAUGGGAUUGUGACCGAUUCCGGUGGUUCCACAAACUCCUCACUCGCUCCUGGUGGAAGUUGCGGUGCGGAUUCGGAAGACGAGGCCGAUGCAGAGUCGCACAAUCCGGAAGAUGAGGACGAGAAUGAGGAAGGACGUAAUAAAGGAUCCAAACAAGUUUCCGGUCGUAAACGCAGACGUCCCCGGGGUCGACCACGUAAUUCAAACACACAUGGGAAUUCGUCUGCUUCACAUGCUGCCUCCUUAGUUGGUUCGGAAUACGGCUGUGCCGGUAUCGGUCGAUUGUCAUUGCGGAAACAUGCCCGAUUCGAGGAAGAGCUAGCCGCGGUAGCCACGACCAUGAUCCGUGGUGCCAGUGGGGAAGUUCAACAGACCUCCGCGGAACCUGCUGAAGGAACACGACGGGGUUCGCGUCGUGGCGUAGUCUACUUACAGAAUUCCACCGCUCAAUCCGGAACCAAACUACCACCUGGGACGUUUUACGUGCACAAGCAAUUUCAAGAAUCGUGUCGGCUAUCCCGGAACCAACAUGAGGAUGAAAUAAAUCGGCUGGAAGAGGCUGCAAUGGCCUUGAGCGUUCGGGUGGACGAACACAGGGCCUCCAAGACCAGUGCCUUACUGGACGGUAUGCAAAGUCUUCGUCCUCCACCCAUAUGCAUGGACCCAAACUGGAGUGUUGUGGAUAUUCAGAUGGCCACUCAAGCUGUCGGUGAAAUAGGUCGGGAUUAUGCUCAGAUUGCCGCGCGACUGGUCAACAAAACCCCAAGCAUGGUGGCCACUCUUUUCGAACUAUACGGGCAACAUUUGAACUUCAGUGAACUAGCUGCAAUGGCCCCGCUAACUGGUCGCUGA
Messenger RNA from Echinostoma caproni, 921 nucleotides. The record is from the annotation of a GenBank genome assembly. NCBI's taxonomy places the organism in Eukaryota, Metazoa, Platyhelminthes, Trematoda, Plagiorchiida, Echinostomatidae.